AUGUGGGGAUUCGACGACGCUCAGCAGCAAUACAACCAGUGCCAGGACCCCAACCAGGCCUCUCUCGGCCAUGAGGUCCUCGCUGGUGGUGCUUCCUUCAUCGCCAUGAGGGAGUGGGAGGAGCAUCAGCGCAAGGAAGGCAAGCAAGUCGACCACAGCUUCGCCAAGGAAAUGAUCGCUGGCUUCGCUGGUGCCGAGGUGGACAGGCUCGCUGAGACCAAGGGCGCCGACUUUGUCGACCGUGAGGAGGCUCGCCGCCAGGCCCGCGACAAUGCCCACCAGCUCUACGACCAGCAGUACGGCCAGGACCAGUACUACGACCCCAACCAGCGCCAGCCUCACGAGAGGAUCCAGGAGUCCUUUGAGUCUCGCAACGGCAACUGGUAA
Messenger RNA from Neohortaea acidophila, 387 nucleotides. RefSeq lists its product as uncharacterized. Bases 1 to 387 code for a protein of 128 amino acids. The transcript has 4 exons. NCBI's taxonomy places the organism in Eukaryota, Fungi, Ascomycota, Dothideomycetes, Mycosphaerellales, Teratosphaeriaceae. The record is from RefSeq and is a predicted model, not a curated record.